CUAGGAGUAGCUGAUUGUUCAAAAGGAGAAUGGAUGGUUGUUUGUGAUGUGAAACCACAUGGUCGGGUUGAUGCAUAUGUUACAUUACAGACAUUGAAAAGUAUCAUCCUAGAGAAGAAUUUGCUUUUUGAGGCGAUGCAAAUGACUAGUAUGAUAUAUGAUGGUGACAUAUCAAUUAGUACAAAUUUACAAAUUUAAAGCUGAGGAAAUGAUUCCAUUGGUCCAUAUUGAGAGGUCAUGCCAGACUGAGUUUCCUAGUGAAUGUGAAGUAACUGAUACCACCAUUUGCAUCGCUUCUUGUGCAUCCAUAGUCCCAAAAGGCACUCUACAAAGUGCUAAAUGUGUUGAGAAAAGUCCUCAAAAUGAUUGUGUUUGUUACUACUCUUGUUAGUGAAACCAAGAAUCAAGAAAAAAUAUUUUUUUCAAUUAGAUUCAUUGCUUUAUAGUUUUGUAGCUUAUUUUUAUAUUUAAAACUUGAGUUUGGGAGGUGUAAUUCUUCAUAAGUUACUAUAUUGAAAUAUAAAUGAUAAGGAAAGUAAUAAAUUACAAGCUUAACG
Molecule: messenger RNA, 557 nt
Organism: Cuscuta campestris
Lineage: Eukaryota; Viridiplantae; Streptophyta; Magnoliopsida; Solanales; Convolvulaceae
Source: the annotation of a GenBank genome assembly